GCCCGCCGUUGUUGUACUGGUUGCGUCCCGGGGCUAAGUCUAUAGUCCUAAUCCUCUAGCACAGCCUACUACUUUCAUCCUCUACAGUAUAUCUUCACUUAUAGGCUGGCGGCACGAUCUACGUCUGCAUAUAAACACCUCUCCCACAAAUGGUUGACUCUAUCCAUUAGGUCUACUCAUACUACAGAACAUCUCUUCCAAUUUUCUCACACUAUCACCCAUGAUCUCAAUCUAGGACUCUGUGAUCUCCUGCAUGUACCAUGCCGUUCCUUUCCAAAGUACUUUCGCGCUUGAACGAGGGCGAGAAAGAGAAAGAGGCCGAAGUCGAAGCCGAACGCAAAGCCAAUGCGAACGGCAGCCUUGCUCCUCCGGCGUACGCUCCGCCAGCAUACCAGGCAGAGGAUGCGCUGGGACCGCCCGAUAUCACCGCCGGCUUCAGCAACCUCAACCUCUCGCAGACGAACAAGGACGCCUUUCCGACUGAAAGCGAAGCUAUCGCGCAUCUAAAGUUAUUGGAAUGCUUCUACCGGCUCCGACAGAAGAUCGGCUCGACGGACGGCCUAUUCGGUAUCGACAACAGUGCCGUUACGACGCACAUUGACCCAAAGAGCGACAAGGCUGGCGAGUUGAUGGCGAAACUUGCCGAGAAACGAUGGGCCAUCUACCUCACCCGCGCAGUCGACCGCUAUGAAGAGUGGCUUCAGGCGUUGCUGCCGAAAGCGCAGAUGCCACAGAUGUCGCAGCUGGCACGGGAUGGCUCCAAGGGUCUACUCUGCGAGCCGACUGGGUUUCCGCUUCGCAUACAUCGCGAAUAUCUCCCACCUGUUGACGUUCUCAUGGUUUGGCAUGCACACAUGCUCAAUCCUCGAGCCUACCUCGAAGACUGCUUGCGCUAUGGUCGCAUGCAACUCUGGCAUGCAGGCAUGCAAUGGCAGGCUGUGGCCGAGAGCAUCGACUCCGGGACUUUUACCUACGGACCUGGUGACAGUGCCGUUGCCAGCUUCUACGCUAGCACCCAGCAGCCGUGGGACAAUCUUGAAGGCCGUGAGAACAGAGAGAUCACUUGCCCGGGUUGUUGCAGAAGCAUCCUUGCGCCGUGGACGACCUCGCACUCUUCCGCACCCACAACGAAAGGCUCACUGAGCGAACAAAAUCUCGAGUCCACGGUUGAUGGAAUGCUCGGCUCAGGCACCGGCUACUGCGACAAGGACUUCAAGGUCAGCUGUCCAGACUGCGCUUUGAGCAUCACCCACGACCGGCUGCGGGCCGCUAAGUUCUGCAGCGACGUGGGAAAGCUCCUCACAGGAGAUAUACCAAUGGGCGGUACGCUGUUGGGCGUCGAUGGUGUUCCUGGUAAGCCCUCCGGCGUACCAGAGUCUACGGCCAGUCGAAUGGCAGCCAUUACGAACGUGGGCUUUACUACUUGGCCCAACGAAUUCCUCAAGUGCGGCCUUGGUGUGAGAAUUUUGGAAGCAAAUCCGAAGGCGGGCACUGUCAAGAAUGAAGCACGCCAGCCUGCUCGCACGUAUGAGUGCAUACAAGACAUUAGGACUGCUUUCGAUGAAGCGAUCGAAGAUAAGGCGUACAUGCGUACUGCGCGUGACAGUGCCAGCCAUCGAAUGAUUCGAUGGGAGAAGGUCGGAAUCCGGAGGAUGAUGAGCCGGUACUGGGACAACAGCUCACCCUUCGCCCUGGAUCUGGUUGGCGCUGUCGUGAGACAAGGCGAGUUCGUUACCAAGAUGCACAAUAUUGACUGGCUGCACUCUCCCGCCUUGCAGAGCACGAUGAGACGCCUGCUGAAGAAGUACGAGCGCUUCGUCCAAAUCAUGGCGAACGGUGGGCAUAUGGCGGUACCGACGCUGGAUGUUGAUCUGGCCUGGCACACGCACCAACUGAGCCCGUAUGGCUACAUGAAGUUCACACUUGCGGAGACGAAACAGUUCAUCGAUCAUGACGAUAAAGUAGCCGAGACAGCGCUCAACGACGGAUUCGCGUGGACGAGCAAGACCUACCAGAAGAUGUUCGGGGAGCCAUAUUCGGAAUGUACUUGCUGGUAUUGCGAGGCCGUGCGUGAAUCGGUUACAAGCGUCGGCAGCCGCCUGUUUCAAGGCAAACAAUAUCGAAUCCGUGACCAACUGCACGAAACGUCGUCUAAAGCGGCCAAGAGUGCACAUAUUUCUACACACAACGCAGUAAGACCGCAAGACGACACCGGAAAGUACGAUCUUGCCGCGAAGAAGCAGGCAGAUAAGCUCGAUGAAGCGUACAGGAGGGCGUGUGCGCGCGCGGUGAAAGAAGGAAGAGAGCCGCCGAGGAAAGAUGAAUACUAUUGGUCCGAAGCUUGGGGCUAUCCAGUCUACAUUCCGAUCUACUCCCCAUACGUUGGCGCCAUGCCGUACGUUGGUGGUUACUACCCAGUCAAUCCGGGCUGUAUGGCCGUCGCUCCAGGCGCCGCAGGGAACUGCUGCACGGGUACUUGCUCAGCGGGUGUGGCGGCUGGAGGCUGUGGCGGAAUGGGUGGUGGUGGAUGUGCUGGUGGCGCAGCGGGUGGCUGCGGUGGCGGCGGUGGAGGCGGCGGAUGUGGCGGAGGCGGUGGUGGAGGCGGUGGUGGAGGCGGAUGUGGUGGCGGCGGCGGCGGCGGAGGCUGUUAAGCUUCGGAAAUACCAGACGCCACUGUGCUUCUGGCUGUCAUGACGAGAUGUAACACGACAAGUCUGUUAGGGUGCUUGUAUCAGGUAUCUUAUCAAUAAUGAUUUUGGUGUUCUGAUUGUACUCUGGAUUGGCGUAAGCACGCGUUCCAAUGAAGCCACUACCCAUAAUGCAGUCUCUCCGGU
Molecule: messenger RNA, 2834 nt
Organism: Baudoinia panamericana UAMH 10762
Lineage: Eukaryota; Fungi; Ascomycota; Dothideomycetes; Mycosphaerellales; Teratosphaeriaceae
Exons: 4
Coding region: 261-2651 (796 amino acids)
Source: RefSeq, a predicted model, not a curated record